Punctularia strigosozonata HHB-11173 SS5 is the source of this 1941-nucleotide messenger RNA. Its product is annotated as kinase-like protein. The transcript is spliced from 12 exons. The record is from RefSeq and is a predicted model, not a curated record. Lineage: Eukaryota; Fungi; Basidiomycota; Agaricomycetes; Corticiales; Punctulariaceae. Gene Ontology annotation, molecular function: ATP binding; protein kinase activity. Gene Ontology annotation, biological process: protein phosphorylation. The coding region runs from base 1 to 1941 and encodes 646 amino acids.
AUGGCCCCAUUAGAUCUUGGAUCCAAGGCUAGAUUCGCUCGACACGCAUCCAUCAAAUAUCAGCUACGACAGACCGUGGAUCCGCAUGGGUUUCUCCAGUCGUCCGUGAAGGCCAAGGAGCAUGUCGUCCUCCAUAAAUCAAAACGAGAGUGGCCUGUCUACGACACAGUACAAGGCAGGGAUAUGCUCGUCGCGAAACUCACGAAAGUUAGCGUCCGAACUGAACAAGGUGCCAAAGAAGAGCUGCAGAUAUCACGGGAAACCGAAGCUUGCGCCGUUUAUGUUGACGGAGCGGAAGUCGCUCAUCACUGCGUCCAUACAGUGAUCCCGGACGCUAGCGUACGGAUUAACAAUGUCGAUUACAUCUAUCACUGUUUGAAAAAUAUUCCAGAGUAUCCUCCAGGACUUGAAGGAUAUAAUGUUCGAACUGAGAUCGGUAAAGGAGGCGAAGCAGUCGUGAUGCUUGCCAGUUGCAAUGCUACUGGCCGUGCGGUGGCGAUCAAGGGCGUACGACUACAUAUUGGUUCCUUUCACAAACUCAAGGACGAUAUUCGCCGAUGGGAGGGCUUUAUUCACCCGAACUUAGCGCGGUUGAUGGACUGGUGUCGUGAGGCAUCCCAUGUAUAUUUUGUCUCUCCAUUGGCUCGCUUUGGGAGCCUGCACGACUACGUCGAACAGGAAGGGAAGCUCUCCGAGGAUCUUGCUCAGCCCGUCAUAGCGCAAGUGAUCGAAGGACUCUUGUAUCUGCAUGGAGAAGGAUUCUUACACGCUGACGUCAAACCUGAUAACGUCCUGGUGUUUGAUAAGGACAGAAGAGGCGUCCUCACAGUCAAAAUGUCGGAUUUCGGUCUCACGAUCCCAACGGACAAAGAUCCGGACCGCAUAAUUGGGAUGGGUGGAACUGCUAAUUGGGCUCCUCCUGAAGUGAAAAGGGGUAUGUAUAACGAGCGCAGCGAUGCAUACGGGGUAGGAGGAAUCAUGUUCUUCGUACUGUUCAGGAAAAUGGUUUUUCACAUCAACCCAACGCUACUCACCUUGGAAGCACGGCUAGCAGGGAGGCGCUUUCAGAUCGAAGAUAUCAGCACACUGCCUGUCACCGCAGAAGCUCGAGAAACAUUGGGCGGUUUGCUCGAGAACGAUCAUGGUCAACGUUGGAGCCUUCGCAAGGCCCGCGACGCACGCUGGCUCCGAACAUGCGUGCUUCCUCCUGCGAACGUUGGACCCUUACCCUUCAGCAACGCAUUAUCUCAAGAAAUGGCCGCCAAAUACCAGGAGAAAAAUGACCGGCGCCCGUCAGAGCGCAUAACCUUCGCAUAUGAAGAGUCGCAAGUGCGACCGCCCGCGGACCUCCGGCAACAGACGAACGCGCAACCAGAGGACCACGGCGAGCCGCGCAACUCGUACGAGCGGAGGGUGCUUGCGAGCUUACGGCGCCAAGCGCUGCUUGAUCCAAGGCCAGCACGGCCUCAGGAAUGCCCUCCAACCGAGGUUUGCUCGCAGCAGCCUCUGACCAACGCGAACCCAGACGCUAUACCCACCCGUACGGCCGGCCGCAACCAGGAUGCCGCCGCCGCGAAGGACGAACCCGCUGAGGUCGACGGUGCCGCCACCUGUUAUCGCCCGAUGGUCCUCGAUCCUAUCCCUGAGGAAGGCUCGCUCGUAGAGGUGGAAGCCAUGCUUGUUGAAUCGCAGUCAGCAUCCGGCAUACCCACUCCCCAACUGGCUCGCGCGCGACCUCGUAGGGCUGGCCCAUCCGGUCCAUCUCCAGGGUCAGGUCGUCCAGUUCCUCGUCGAUCCAAGCGCAUUCGCCAGAAGGUCGCCCCCUUCAACACAGGUGGCGCGACCGUACUGGAGGCUGACGGCGUGGAGAUGGAAGAUGGUCAGAAAAGGAAGAGGGAAAGCGCUCGCCUCAAAGAGAGCAAGAAGCGCAAAACAGAAUGA